AUGGCUCUGGGAGCUCAGUCUGAAACAAAACAAGCCUUCCUGCUGAGCCUGGCCAGUGUACAUCCUGAUACAGGCAAGAUAAUUCCUGCUUUCUUCAGACCUCCAGCUUUCUUGCCUGUAACUCUUCCAUUGGUCAUUUCUUCAUCGCUUCAGCUGCAGGCAAAACAAAUUUUUCUUUGUCAGUUUGCAUUUCAUGCAUACACCACAGGAUUUACCCUAUUAAAUGGAAAUUUUACCACUAAGGAUGAAGAGAACUCGCUUCACCAAAAGCAAAUCUUGUUUGGUGUGGGAGCCGUUUCCUAUGCAGCACUUUUGGGUGUAUGCUUUUCCUUUUUCUUUAUGGACCGGUACACGUUGAAGAGCCCAGUAACACAUCUAGUUGUCAAAAGGCUUCUACCUGCUCCUCUUUUAGGCUUGAUGAGUGCUUUUACUGUGGUAGCAGUGAGAAGCCCAGAAUUUGAGAAUGGAAUUGAAGUGAUGGACAGGAAUGGCAAGGUUGUAGGAGUGUCAAAGAAGGCUGGUGAGAAGGCUGUUAGAGAAACAGCAUUAUCAAGAGGAAUCUUGUUUGGGACAACAUUCUUCCUGCCAGCUGCACUUAUGCACUUUGUGGAAAGAGUGAACACUGCAAGAACUCCACGUGCUUUGGCUUCAACAAGGCUGCUUCUGAUUACGGCAGUACUGGCAGGGAUGCUACCAACUUCAUUUGGCAUGUUCCCCCAGUGUGGUGAGAUAAAACGAGAAGAACUUGAAGCAGAAAUUCUGUCUUCUACAGAAGAAACAGUAUUAUUCUACAAUAGAGGAGUUUAGAGAUUGGCUUUUGUAUCUAAAUGUGGGUUCUGAUUGAAGUGAAUUCUGAAUCUCUCAACAAAUUCAGUCGACAUCAGUGACUGAACAAAUCAUGAAUUUGUGGUGGCACAUAAAGCAGAUGCUGUGGUGUACAGCUAGCAAAAUGGUUUUGCAAGCCCUAUCCCCCAGAGAGGUUAUGCACACGUAACUUAAUGCUGUAAACGUUAUCUGUACCAGAGAACAUUGUUCUACCACAGUGUUCACCUCAAACUGUGUUUUGUAUGCUUCCUCACACAAUUGAUUUCUUGAUUAAAAGACUAAUCAUUUGAUACCAGA
Molecule: messenger RNA, 1122 nt
Organism: Meleagris gallopavo (turkey)
Lineage: Eukaryota; Metazoa; Chordata; Aves; Galliformes; Phasianidae
Source: RefSeq, a predicted model, not a curated record